This is a messenger RNA of Rhizopus microsporus ATCC 52813, 582 nucleotides long. RefSeq lists its product as uncharacterized. Lineage: Eukaryota; Fungi; Mucoromycota; Mucoromycetes; Mucorales; Rhizopodaceae. Bases 1 to 582 code for a protein of 193 amino acids. The transcript has a single exon. The record is from RefSeq and is a predicted model, not a curated record.
AUGGUUGGAAAAACUGGUGCUCCCGUAUUCAUAAAGUCUGACAAUGUUAUUGACCUCAUCAUCCACGAUCAUAACGAGGCCAAAGCGCUCUAUGAACAGUAUAAGCAAACUCAAGAUAAGGAUAGCAAGAUGAGCAUCUGCAACAAUUUAAUCAAAAAGUUGGUACAACAUGACGAAGUUGAACAACUGCUGGUAUAUCCUUUAUUAAGAGAAGACAUUGGUGGUUCCGUUGGUGAAGGUCACUACGAAAGAAGCUUACACGAACAUCAAGAUCACAGAAACUUACUUUACAAUGUGAAGCAAUCUGACAUCAAGACCGACGCCAACUUUGAUCAAAAAUUGGAUGAAGCCAUGAAGUCUGUUCUCGAUCACGUCAAAGUUGAAGAAAGCGAAGUAUUGCCUCUUUUGAGAGAAAAGAUUAGCGAAGACACUUUGAAACGUGUAGGUGCUUCAUUCAAGGCUCAUAAGGCAACUGCUGUUACAAGACCUCAUCCAGAUGCUCCUGCCCAAGGAUUCCCUGCUGCUGCGGCAAAUGUCUUAACUAAGCCUUUUGAUAUGCUCAAGGACUUUACUGAAAAAUAA